Messenger RNA from Pocillopora verrucosa, 2101 nucleotides. RefSeq names its product RING finger protein 11. The record is from RefSeq and is a predicted model, not a curated record. NCBI's taxonomy places the organism in Eukaryota, Metazoa, Cnidaria, Anthozoa, Scleractinia, Pocilloporidae. Gene Ontology annotation, cellular component: ubiquitin ligase complex. Gene Ontology annotation, molecular function: ubiquitin protein ligase activity. Gene Ontology annotation, biological process: ubiquitin-dependent protein catabolic process.
GAGAAUAAUUUUUCACUAGACAAAGUAGCUGGCCGGUAGUGAGUUAAGUAAGUGCCUCAGUUUAGUCAGUCAUCUGCCUCAAAUUUGUAGAGCUUCAGUUUAUCCCAUUAUGGGAAACUGUCUAAAAAGCUCCGGGCAAGACGAUAUAUCUCUUUUACACGAUGAAGAAAGCGCAGACUCCCCAACAACAGGCGAACCACCACCGCCAUAUCAGGAGGAAGCGCCAAUCUUUAUACAAAGUCAACAUGCUCCUCAUCUCCUAUCUGAAGAACAGCAGAUUCGUUUGGCUCAGCGUUUAGGCUUGAUUCAACAUCUUCCAGUCGGAAAAUACGAUGGAUCGAAAGGAAAAAAGAGAGAGUGUGUUAUUUGCAUGACAGACUUUGCCAUGGGGGAUCCAAUACGGUUUCUUCCUUGUAUGCACAUAUAUCACAAAGACUGUAUAGAGGAUUGGCUGGUGAGAUCAUUCACCUGUCCUUCAUGUAUGGAACCUGUAGAAGCAGCUUUAUUGUCAACAUACUAUGAAGCAUCAACAGAAUAACAACAAUGUAAUUAUGUCUUUGAAGAGACAAAUGAUAGACAUUUUUUCUAAUGCCUCUUUUUACAAAAACAUUGGACUGAUGGAACAAAUGGAACCAUGUUCCUGUAAAUCAAUCUGGUGUUUUCCAGAGGAUUCAAGAAAGUAAUUCCUUUUCAGAUAGUAGCUUACUAAGGUGCUAUUUAGUAUUAUUUUGAAGGUUUAAAAGGUAACACUAUUUCAUGUUCAAAGAGACAUGGCCCCAUACAAUAUUUCUGCUGUUUCUUUUUGUUUGUAUGUUUUUAAUUUGGAGUUAUUAGAAUUUCCUUCCCAUACUUGCUGUUAUAAAAAAUUCAUCUUUUUUCUUUACACAUGGGAACAAUGUCUUCAUCUAAUAGUAGCUGUACAUUUUUCAUUUAGGUAAUUUUCUUUGUCUUUCGACACUCCAAAAACUGUACAGAUGAGAUCUUUUCAUUCUCUUUCAAAUCUUAUGCUAUUUUUGACCUGAAAGAACUCAGCCAAAUUAUGCAUCAAUGUAGAAGAAUAAGUUGAUCCUUUGUAAGUUUUAACCUUCUGUCAUUACCAGAUUAUGUUUCAGUCAAGAUGCAGUUAGGAAGCUGGAUUGAGAGUGUAGUCAAAGUGAGGUCUUUUGCCUGUCAUCUUUAAUUUUGAGUGUGUGAAUCCAGCUUAUUUUGUUGUUAGCACAAUUGGAUUAGUGGGUAUUAAUGAUAAUAAUAAUAAUAUUCAUUGAGAGAACCCAGCUUGCCAAGGUGGUUUCCUUCAGGGUCCUCAAACAUGUUAACUUGUACUCUGGGAAACUUCUCUUUUACAACUGCAUGCUUAGAGCUAUGGUGUCACAAGCAGAAGUUACCACAGAUCUUUCAUAGUACUAUCCACGUGUAAGUUUUCUAUAUUAAGUAAAACUUGAAGCUUCACUAUCACCUACUUGGUCAGGAAUGCAUAGUACAGACAAAAUCACGCCUCUCAGUCAGUAUUUUACUAUGACCACUUUGUUGUGAAGACCUGUCUUUUCUCCCCUAAUCAAAUGGAAAGCCCUGUAAUUUUCAUAUCAGAAGUCUUAAUUUUUUCCAGACACAUUCUUCAAAACUGCAGUGGGCAUCUAAUGCACAGGUGUUGGUAUAACUUCUGAUGCCCUACUUAAUUCCAUAACCCUAUUUCUAAGAGUAGUCAUUGUUAAUUUUCCUUUUCUGAUUUUUAACAAGAAAAAUUGACUGCUUUCCUUUUCCUGUAAAGUUUAUAAUUGACCAAAGCUUGCAUGUGGAAAAUUUGCAAUGCUUAAACAACAAUCUUUUCUUUCAAAGAUGCCACUGUUAUUUUGUACAUAAAAAUAAAUGUUGUUCAUGUUUUUAUUAUUUUUAUUAUUGUUACUAUUACUAUUAUUAUUUAAUGGCAACUGCACUAAACUUGUGGUUACCAUAAUUUCAAGGUUGAGUCUUUUGAACAGUCUAAAUAGCUUAAAAUUAAUUGUCUAAUUUUUAUUAUAGAUAUAGAUAACAAACCAUGUACAUGAUUCCUCUUUUGAGUAAAGCUGUUUUGUAUAUAGCCAACUUCUAUGAAUAAGUUAAU